GGUCAGCGAUUCGGUUCCCAUCCAAUUCUAGCGUCAAAAUUUAUGUAUACAGAGAGAGCGCAGGCAAAGCUUCUUCUACCAUACGGCGCACGAUAGCAUCUUUUUAGCAAGAACAAUUACAAACGAUUUCAGAUCGAUCGUGUUCAAUUCAACGACUUGAGGAUGGUUUGUUUGGCUUGUUUGGUGCCUCUUUUCCUCGUCCCGAUUGUGAACUACUUGCCAAUACUGUUUUAUUUCAUCAUGGGAAAAGUUUAUGGGCUGUUUGGUUGGGAGUAUCGGAAGCCAGUGAUAGCACCCCCGGCAUGUCCCUACAAGCCUGUGGCCAACAAGAGCAAUAGUAAAGUGGGAGCAGAACCUGACCUGGGUGCAUCGGAGCCUGUUCGGAAAUCAGUGGGGGUAGUAGAUGACGGCAAGAUUGACUGAAGUCGUGGACUACUCUCCUUGCAUAAAUAUCAAAAUUGAAUGUUUUAUAGCUUUCUUGUGAGGUAAAAGAGGUUUCUUUAGUUGGUUGUGCCGAAAGACAAGUGAUGUUAUCAGAUUGUGUUUUUGAGCAAUCACUGCUUGUUGAGAGAUAAUGUUGGAUUAUAUGCAUUCUAAUCAUGUGAAACUAUAAAUUAGUUUAUUGUUUAUUUCUAUGUAAAUUUGAUGGGAAAA
Messenger RNA from Camellia sinensis, 654 nucleotides. The record is from RefSeq and is a predicted model, not a curated record. Lineage: Eukaryota; Viridiplantae; Streptophyta; Magnoliopsida; Ericales; Theaceae.